CCGAGAGCUGGUAUGAUGGACACUGACAGGUGGCACUGCUGGGGCUACAUUGAUCAUCAGCGUACACUGAUCAUCAGUGCCCUGAUGAUCAGUAACCAGCAGUUGUCAGAGCAGGGACCGGCACCGAUCAUUAGGGCAAUGAUGAUCAGUGCCCUGAUGUUCGGUACCUAGCAGUGCCACCCACCAGUUCCUGCCCACCUGUGCCCAGCAGUGCACCCACCUGUUCCCAGCAGUGUAUCCACCUGUGCCCAGCAGUGCCACCCAGCAGUGCCACCUACCUGUGCCCAGCAGUGCCACCCACCUGUGCCCACCCACCUGUGCCCACCAGUGCCACCCACCAGUGCCCAUCA
Staurois parvus is the source of this 350-nucleotide messenger RNA. Lineage: Eukaryota; Metazoa; Chordata; Amphibia; Anura; Ranidae. The record is from the annotation of a GenBank genome assembly.